GCCUCCUCUAACACGUAUUCAACAACUCCUCCACCUGGUCCUGUUAUCAUACGUGAGAAUCCCAUCUCCUCUAUCACACCGCUCAUAACCUCCUCGACCGUUGUACCGCGCGCCAGGAACCAUUGGAACUCUAGGUCAUCAUCUGCAUCUGGUAUACGCAAAGAAGAGAGCGUAAGACAAAGGGAAGGAUGCAGUGAGACCAAACGGAUAGAUGGCCGGGCUAAUGAUGAUGAAGAGGGAGGAACUGCAAAACAACGCCCAAAGGGUGCAGAAUACUCGCAGACCACCAAAGUCAAGAGCAAGGAGCGCCACUCUCACCGCUUCAGUCUGUUUGAUGGAUGGGGGACGGUGUCUUCCCCUACGUAUAAUGGGAAUCCUCUAUCACACGCCCUUGCAGGCGACAGGAGCAGUAUCAAUGUAAGUGCUCCAGUGGCCAUGCUGAGUCCUCAAGAAACAGGACUCGGUAUUGGCUUAGACAAGUUACCAAACCUUUCCGAGGCGGAUAUUGUCCUUGAAUUGGAGAAGAUGAUGGAUGAGCUCGGCCUCAAAGACUCUCGAAGGGAAGCCAUGCGUAAAUUACCUUUAGAAAGGAAGCAGUAUUUAAUUCAUCAAAGCAAACAAACGCGACACGUAAUACAAGCUUUACCUUCAGCAGAUGGAUCCUUCGGUCCCAAGCAAAUAGCCAGUCCUAUUUCACCCCAAAUUACUGGAGGACUAAUGAAGCGCUUUUCUAUUUGGGGAUCUGCAGCGCCCUCUCCAACAACGUCAACCCCAACUCUGGUGCAGGAAUCUGUGGAACCUGUACCAGAAGCUCUACCUAUCGUACCGCAGACUACCGGGAGCUUAUGGGGGAAUUGGUGGUCAAGUGGACCUC
Molecule: messenger RNA, 874 nt
Organism: Acaulospora colombiana
Lineage: Eukaryota; Fungi; Glomeromycota; Glomeromycetes; Diversisporales; Acaulosporaceae
Source: the annotation of a GenBank genome assembly